Microtus oregoni (creeping vole) is the source of this 2010-nucleotide messenger RNA. Its product is annotated as acyl-coenzyme A oxidase-like protein. Gene Ontology annotation, molecular function: acyl-CoA oxidase activity; fatty acid binding; FAD binding. NCBI's taxonomy places the organism in Eukaryota, Metazoa, Chordata, Mammalia, Rodentia, Cricetidae. The transcript is spliced from 19 exons. Bases 1 to 1968 code for a protein of 655 amino acids. Gene Ontology annotation, biological process: fatty acid beta-oxidation using acyl-CoA oxidase; lipid homeostasis. The record is from RefSeq and is a predicted model, not a curated record. Gene Ontology annotation, cellular component: peroxisome.
AUGGAGCGCACUCCCGACCUGGGGCUUGGGGACUCAUCCCUGCACCGCUACCUGGAUGGAGAAUUCUGGACCCUCAAGAACGAGAUGCGCAGAGCCCUGGGGAGCUCUCCUCUCUUCCAGCCCAGGUAUGAUUUAAGUUUGGAUGAAAUGAGAGCUUUGACAAAUCAGCGAACGAAGUUUGUCCUAAAUCACCCUCUGGUAAAGCGUGUAUUUCAGGAACAGGAAGAAAGAAGGAAGAAUUUCAUCAGCCGAAGCCUUGCCCUGGCAGAAGUGGUCUGCAUGGUGGACCCGGCCACCUGUGUGAAGUGUGGAGUCAUUUCUUUCCUAUUUGGCGGUACCAUCCUCAAUCUUGGAAGUUCUGAACAUGUUAUCAAGUGGUAUCAGCAACUCAAGGAGCUGAAGUAUACCGGGAUGUUUGCAAUGACGGAGAAAGGCCACGGGAGCAAUGUGAGACAGAUCCAGACUGAGGCUACCUUUGACCUUGACAAUCAGGAGUUCGUGAUUGACACGCCGUGUGAAGAUGCCCAGAAGAUGUACAUCGGCAACGCCAUGGACGGGAACUGUGCUGCCGUCUUCGCCCAGCUCAUCAUUGAGGGAAAGUCACAAGGGCCCCACUGUUUCAUCGUUCCCAUCAGGGAUGAGCACGGAAACUUGUAUCCAGGGGUGACAGCUAUUGAUAUGAUGCAUAAAGAAGGUCUGAACGGUGUGGAUAACGGAAUUUUGAUGUUUAACAAGGUUCGAAUUCCAAGAGAGAACCUGCUGGAUAAGUUUGGUUCUGUGACUCCAGAUGGACAGUACUAUUCACCCAUUCAAAACAAGAGUACAAGAUUCAACGCAAUGCUGGCAAUGCUGACCCCUUCAAGACUGGCAGUGGCUUUCAACGCCAUGGGUACCAUGAAGGUUGGACUGACGAUAGCCAUCCGCUAUAGCCACAGCCGAAGGCAGUUUGGGCCCAAGGGCAAAGAAGAGGUGAGGAUCAUCGAGCACCAGAUGCAGGCGCUCAGGCUGAUGUCUCACCUGGCCACCGCACUGGCCCUGACCUUCACAAGCAGGCAUGCAGCUUUUAUCCUGGACGAAAACAUCUUCCAGGGGAGGGAACUCAUCAACAGUCGCUCGCUGCAGGCUCUGAUGGCCGGCCUGAAAGCCUACAGUACCUGGGAGACCAUCAGCUGCCUACAGGACUGUCGCGAGUGCACCGGAGGCAUGGGUUACAUGAUGGAAAACCGAAUCUCAGGCCUGAAAUGUGACACCGACGUGUUUGUAACCUUUGAAGGUGACAAUGUAGUCAUGCUUCAGGUCGUGGCCCGGGAACUGCUGGCCCAGUACAACAAGCGGUAUAAGAAGAACCCAGUCCUGGGGCUGAUCCAGAACUGGACUGCAACUGCCAGUGACCAACUGAGAACCAGUUUCCUGGCAUUUAACACUGACACAGUGGGCCAUCUCACCUUUCUGCUAAAAGCAGUGAAUUUUCGAGAAAGGGUUCUUCAGCGGAGUUUGGUGUCCAGGAUUUACCAUAAGGUGGUAACCAAGAAAGGGGAUUUCUUCAGUGCCUGGAACUCCUGCAUGCACCAUAUCACCUUACUGUCUCUGGCACACAUCCACAGAGUUGCACUAGAGCAGUUUGCGCUGGCCGUGAGGCGCUGUCCGGACAGGGAGGACCAGGCCUUGCUAAUGAAGUUUUGUCUGUUGUAUGGGACGAAGCUGGUGUUCCAGGAGCGGGGCUGGUACUUAGAACAUAAGUACCUGACUCCCAAGGCCAGCAUGAGGAUCAGGGCUCAGUUGCUGGAUUUGUGCGAGUCCGUGAAGGAUGACGCCCUGAAGGUGAUCUCUGCCUUUAACAUUCCACACACCAACCUCCAUGCACCAAUCGCAGGAAUUCCCAACCCCCGGGCUGCCUGGGCCUUCUACCCCGCGCCUACGCCAACGCUGGUGCGGGAAGGGGCGCGCUCCCAGCUGUCCAAACUGUGAGCCAGACUAUUAACCAGCAGGGCAAGAAAUGUAGUGGCCCGU